Messenger RNA from Carassius gibelio (silver crucian carp), 1903 nucleotides. RefSeq names its product keratin, type I cytoskeletal 18. The transcript is spliced from 7 exons. Lineage: Eukaryota; Metazoa; Chordata; Actinopteri; Cypriniformes; Cyprinidae. The record is from RefSeq and is a predicted model, not a curated record. Bases 82 to 1305 code for a protein of 407 amino acids. Gene Ontology annotation, cellular component: keratin filament. Gene Ontology annotation, molecular function: structural molecule activity. Gene Ontology annotation, biological process: intermediate filament cytoskeleton organization.
CUUCCUGUAGCUCUCAAAGGCUUACGUCCCUCAUCAUACGCUCAUUUUCUCGUGCAGCCAGUACUUCCUUCCUCCACCACCAUGAGCUUCUACGCACCUCAGGCCUCUCACAUCUCCUUCACCCGAUCUAUGCCGGUACACCGUGCCGCUAGUACGUAUGGCGGGGCGGGUGGACAGGGCACCAGGAUCUCAUCUGCCUCUUCCAUGUCUCUUCGUUCUGCUCCUAGAAGUGGGGGCAUUUCUUCUUCCACAGCCUACAAGGUGAGCUCAGCCGGCAUGGGUGCUGGUUCUGCGGGGUCCCUCAGGGCGAGCACUGCCUCCACAGGGCAUGUCAUGGGCAAUGAGAAAGGCCAGAUGCAGAAUUUGAACGACCGUCUGGCGACAUACCUAGAAACGGUGCGCCGGCUGGAGGAGGAGAACAGCAAACUGGAGAUGCAGAUCAGAGAGGCCCUGGAGAAAGGUGGACCAGAAACACGCGACUACAGCAAGUACAACGAAAUCCUGGAUGACCUGAGGAGGGAGGUGUUUGAUGUCACUUCGGACAAUGCUCGUCUUGUUCUGCAGAUUGACAAUGCUCGUCUGGCUGCAGAUGACUUCAGAGUCAAGUUUGAGAAUGAGAUGGCCAUCAGGCAGUCUGUGGAAGGAGAUAUUGCAGGUCUGAAGAAGGUCAUCGAUGACACCAACAUUGGUCGCCUGAAUGUGGAGGGUGAAAUUGAGUCCUUGAAAGAUGAGCUUUCUUUCCUCAAGAAAAACCAUGAAAAUGAAGUUGGGGAGCUGCGAAACCAGAUCUCCCAGUCGGGUGUUCAGGUGGAUGUUGAUGCACCAAAGGGGCAGGAUCUGUCUCUAGUGAUGGAUGAGAUUAGGAGUAACUAUGAAAAGAUGGCUCUUAAAAACGCAGAAGAACUCAAAAUGUGGCACGAAUCCCAGCUAUCAGAAGUUCAGGGGCAGGUGGCUCAGAACACAGAGGCAUUACAGGGUGCACAAAUGGAAGUGAAUGACCUACGGCGACAGAUUCAAACACUAGAAAUAGAGCUUUCAUCCCAACAAAGCCUGAAAGGGUCACUUGAGGAUACGCUACGGAACACAGAGCUACGUUCAAACGCAGAGGUGGAGAAGUACAACGGUCUCACGCUGCAGCUUGAAGCUGAGCUGUCACAGCUGAAGUCAAAUAUCACAGAGCAGGGUCAGGAAUAUGAAGCCCUGCUUAAUAUUAAGAUGAAACUGGAAGCAGAGAUCAACACUUACAAGAAACUUCUAGAUGGGGAAGACUUCAAGCUCCAGGAUGCACUAGACGGCCGAGAGUGAUAUUACUAGCAGCAAUCUUGAAGACCAGACCACAAAAUGUUGGCUAAACAAUUCUAUGAAACAACCUUCUGAGAUAGCACUCACACGGAAACCUGUGGCAAAUCUUUUUUCAUCUAAAAGUCCCCUUCAACUUUGUCUUGACUACAAUUUAUAAAACAGGCACAACAAAACAAUUUCAAUAUGAUGUCAUUUGCAGGGUAAUUUCUGUCUGUCAAUAAAACCUGUUCCACCCUACAGUCUGAUUUUAAACACACAUGCAUGCCACAGAACAACUAAGGCAGCUUUUAGAACAUCAGCUGUGGAUUAUGAGUAUUUACAAUACAUAAUUCCAUGUCAUUGCACAAAUUAGUUAACUUACCUAUUACAAUGAAAUGUGAAGUACUCUACCAAGUCAAAGCAAUAAUUAAAUAAAAACAUGCUUUCUAAGCGAAAUUUGGAGUCAAGCAAACAUUAUCACACAUCAAAAGUCUUUUAUAUACUAUGCCUACCUCUUUAAAGUUGCAUGAUUUGUCGAUUGGAGUUAACUCAUAGUGAGCAUGGAGGGUCAUAGAAUGGUGUAUUUCAUACAAAAAGUCAAUAAAACCAAAGUUUCAUUUUA